Messenger RNA from Cladocopium goreaui, 1029 nucleotides. The record is from the annotation of a GenBank genome assembly. NCBI's taxonomy places the organism in Eukaryota, Dinophyceae, Suessiales, Symbiodiniaceae.
AUGGCUAAGAAGCAGGUGGCUGGUUACAUCUUGGAAAAGCGAAUUGGCAAGGGCUCAUAUGCAACCGUGUGGAAGGGCCGGGACGAUAAACAAGAGCUGGUGGCCAUCAAAGUCAUUAGUCGCCAGACUGUGACUGAAACUGCUCAGCUGCGACAAGAAGUGGAGGUGCUUCGAAAAAUAUCUCACCCGAACAUCGUACGUUUCCGGGACCUCAAGAAGAGUACAGCUCACUUCUACCUAGUGCUGGAGUAUUGUGCUGGCGGGGAUUUGUCGCAAUUUCUUCGUGCGAAAGGUCGGGUUCAAGAGGAGACUGCUCGGCGAUUCCUCACACAGAUUGCCAGCGGAUUGUUUGUGCUGCACAGCUCCAAUCAUUUGCAUCGAGAUUUGAAGCCGCAGAAUAUUCUUCUCAGCGACUGUUCCGUUGACCCCGUUCUGAAGCUGGCAGACUUUGGCUUUGCGCGAGCGUUGCCAGAGCAGGACAUGGCGGCCACAGUGUGUGGCUCUCCACUGUACAUGGCCCCAGAAAUUUUAAGGCACGAGCCAUAUGAUGCCAAAGCUGAUUUGUGGUCCGUCGGGGCAAUUCUCUACGAGCUCUUGUUGGGGAGGACACCCUUCAGCGGAUCCAACCCUUUGCAACUUUUAGCCAAUAUCGAAACGACUGCCUUGUCCUUCGAGGGCGUGCAGCUUUCAGCCCCCGGUCAGCAGUUCUUACGAGCUCUGUUGGUUCACAGCCCAAGCCAGCGCCUUUCGAGCCAGGCCUUCAUGCAGCAUCCAUAUGUCAGUCUCUCCCCUCCGAGCGUGUCUCUGACGCAGGGCGCUGCUAGUAAGAAGUCGCAUGGGCUGAGGCCCUACAUAGCAGUGUCCGAGACCAGCAAAGACCAGCCAUCUCCAGUGGCAGAUGUACAGGAUACCGAGGGCAGUUUCAUUGUGACGGAGUGGAUUGACAAGGUGCCCAAAUCUGGUGCUGCAUCUCCAUCAGUUGCUUGGAGAUCUUGGAGCGCCUGGAUGUUGGCCGACAGCGAGACGUAG